Colletotrichum abscissum is the source of this 339-nucleotide messenger RNA. RefSeq lists its product as uncharacterized. Lineage: Eukaryota; Fungi; Ascomycota; Sordariomycetes; Glomerellales; Glomerellaceae. Bases 1 to 339 code for a protein of 112 amino acids. The record is from RefSeq and is a predicted model, not a curated record. The transcript has a single exon.
AUGUCUGAUUCGGGCUUCGAGGCUUUCACAAUUCUCUUGUCCAUGAUUGUUUGCUUUAUGAUAAUGACGAAGCAGUGCACAUAUAAUGUCUUGGCUCUCCUUAUUUUUUCUCCGAUGGGCAAAGGGAGGGAAAGCGAAGGGACAUCAUCAUUCUUGAGAGGCACGGAGGGCACCAUGAGAUUCUUGUGCGUUUUUCUGCUUUUGCUUUCGUCGGCCUUGGACCAGGUUAGGUUCGGCUCGAUAUUCGCUUUUUGCGUUUUUUAUUGCUGUUUGGCCGGAACAGGCUAUUUUGUUGUUUGUGUUUCUUGCUGUGUAGGAAAAUCCGGGUUGGAUGUGUAG